UUUAUUUUUAGAUAUCGUUGAAAACUUGAAAAAAAAAAAAUUAGGAAGAAAUCGUGAAAGCAACUUUCUUGAAUAUUAGCUCUUAUAUGAAAUUAAAAAUUUCGACGUCCCAACUGAAUAGACUCCUAGUCGAAGCUAAAUUACCAAGACAACCCCUACAUAGACUUGAUGCUUCGCAAAUAAUCGUGCCCAUUUUCGUAAAAUUGGGCACAAAUUGCGGUUCUAUCCCAAGCCGUAUUACAAUAGACCUAGUCCCGCACAACAGAUAAGAUUCCCAACCAUCCCCCAUAAAACCCACACCUCUCAUCAACCGCCGGAAUCUUGAAUCUCCGCCGCCGGAAAACCUAGCCCUCCGCCGCAAAAAUGUUUUUCCCCCAAAUCCAGUAGUGUUUAAAGAAAUUCAAGAAAUGGGCGACGAAGAAAUCGCCUCGUCAUCGUCAUCUACAACAGAAAAGCAACAAUUACAGCAGGCAAUUCUGCAAAUUUCUUCGUUAAUUUCCCUCUCCCACUCGAUUAAAGUGUUCACGGCGAAAUGGCAGUCGGCGAGGAGCAAGCUCGAGGAACUGAUCUCGAACCUCGCCGCCAUCGAGAACUGCGAAUUGAGCGGGAAUCCGUCGCUGUCGGAGGCGCUGGAGAAGAUUCUAAGCACACUCACAAACUGCGACGGCCUCGCGCGGCGGUGCUCGGAGUCCUCCUACAGCGGGAAGCUCCUCAUGCAGAGCGAUCUCGACAUGCUGUCGGCGAAGCUCGACGCCCACAUCACCAGCUUCCGCGAAAUCUACUCCGCCGGCCUGCUGGAGCAGAGCCACGCCCUUGUUGUGUCAAGGCCCGCCGCCUCCGCCUCCAAGGACGACGUGCGUUUCUACCUCAACGACGUCGUUUCCAGGCUCAAAAUCGGGAGCAAGACAAUGAAGAGGGAAGCCCUCAUUGCCUUGAACCAAGUCAUUCGAGAAGAUGAUAGAUAUGUCAAGAUUGGCGCCGAGAUUGAAGGUUUUUUAAGCAUUCUUGUCAAUUUACUUGAUUUUCAAGACACGGAGGUGCAGGAGGAGGCCGCGAGAGCCGUGUGCUUGAUCGCCGGCUUCCCGCCCUGCAAAGCCGAGCUGAUCGCCGCCGGCGCGAUUGCACCGCUGAUCAGAGUGGUGGAGAGUGGGAGCGAGCCGAGCAAGGAGUUUGCAGCAAGGUGUCUGAUAAAAAUGACGGAGAAUUCCGACAACGUUUGGGCUGUUUCCGCCCACGGCGGCGUGCCGGCCCUGUUGAAAAUUUGCUGCGGCGAAAACGGCGGGUGCGGGAGCGAGCUGGUCUGCUUGGCGUGCGGGGUGUUGAAGAACCUGGUGGCGGUGGAGGAGAUAAAGAGAUUCAUGGUGGAAGACGGCGGCAUUGCAGGGCUGGUGGAGCUGGCCGGGAGCAGGGACGAGGCGGCGCAGAUGAGCGCUCUUGAUCUGCUGCAGACGAUGGCGUAUAGAGACGAAUCCAUUAGAGAAACGAUCAUUGCGUAUGGUGGGAUUCCGACACUUGUCCGAAUCCUGGAUCCCGCGUCACCGGUUUCGACUAAAACAAGAGAGGUCGCACUGAGAGGAAUCACGAGCAUAUGUCUGUCGUGGGAGAGCUCGGUGAUGAGCUGCGGAUUUGCAGAUCACAUACUGCAUUUUCUUCGAUUCGGAGAGGUUCCGCUGCAGGAACUGGGUCUCAAGGCCGCCUUCUGGCUCUGCGGAGCAUCGGAGCAGGCGAAGAAGGUGAUGGGGGAUGCAGGAUUCAUGCCGCUUCUUCUCAAGUUUCUCGAUUCCAAAUCCUUCGAGAUGCGGGAAAUCGCGGCGGAGACGCUGUCGCUCAUGCUCCUGGUGCCCAGGAACAGGAAGAGGUUCGUGCAGAGUGAUCAAGACGUCGCCGUUUUGAUGCAGAUGCUUGCUCCCGACCAACCCAACUCCGGUAAUAAGAAGCUUCUGCUUUCGAUUUUGAUGUCGCUCUCGCGGAGUAAUAGUGCGAGGAAGAAGAUGUUGAGCUCGGGAUACCUUAAAAACAUCGAGAAGCUAGCGGAGGAGGAUGACGUCUCCGAUGCCAAGAAGAUUGUCAGGAAAUUGUCUUCCAGUAGAUUUCGCAAUGUUCUCAAUGUUUUCUGGCAUUCUUGAAUCCUUUAUUUCUAUUUUACUUUUUCGUCUUUUUAUUAAUGUUGGUUCAACAUUUUUUUCCUUUAUAUUUUUUUUGGUUUUGUAAAUCUACAUUAGUCCCUUUUGAUUAGAGAGUUGUUGAUUGUCAGCAACAUUCAGAAUGCAGAAAA
This is a messenger RNA of Salvia miltiorrhiza (redroot sage), 2275 nucleotides long. RefSeq lists its product as uncharacterized. Lineage: Eukaryota; Viridiplantae; Streptophyta; Magnoliopsida; Lamiales; Lamiaceae. Gene Ontology annotation, molecular function: protein binding. The record is from RefSeq and is a predicted model, not a curated record. The transcript has a single exon. Bases 408 to 2126 code for a protein of 572 amino acids.